Molecule: messenger RNA, 11491 nt
Organism: Alligator sinensis (Chinese alligator)
Lineage: Eukaryota; Metazoa; Chordata; Crocodylia; Alligatoridae
Gene: MTCL2
Product: suppressor of glucose, autophagy associated 1
Exons: 15
Coding region: 181-4635 (1484 amino acids)
Biological process (GO): insulin receptor signaling pathway; regulation of autophagy
Source: RefSeq, a predicted model, not a curated record
GGAGGCGCCGUUGCCGCGGCAACGCCCCGCACAUCCUUGGGGCCCGGGUUGCUGCGCUCGGUCCCGCUGCUGCGCCCUCCUGCCUGUGCCUGGUGCAGUCCUGGUGUGUGCCCACACCGUCUGGGCCCGCCAUGCCUGGGUGAGCCAACACAGGAUGAAAUUGAGGAACUGCGUGCAGAGAUGCUGGAGAUGAGAGAUGUCUACAUGGAGGAGGAUGUCUACCAGCUGCAAGAGCUUCGGCAGCAGCUGGACCAAGCCAGCAAGACCUGUCGCAUCCUGCAGUAUCGGCUGCGUAAAGCGGAGCGCCGGAGCCUGCGCGUGGCACAGACUGGGCAGGUGGACGGGGAGCUCAUACACAGUCUCGAGCAGGAUGUCAAGGUAGCCAAGGACAUCUCUGUGCGACUCCACAAUGAGCUGGAGGCAGUAGAGAAGAAGAGGAUCAAGCUGGAGGAGGAGAAUGAGGAUCUCCGCCAGAAGCUCAUUGAAACAGAGCUGUCCAAGCAGGUGCUGCAGAAUGAGAUGGACAAACUGCGUGAGAAUUCCUUGAAGAAAAGGGGAUCUCGUUCUAUUGGGAAGAUUGAAAAGAAGCCAUCAGUUCAGGAGGACAGCGCAGAUUUAAAGUGUCAACUGCAUUUUGCAAAAGAGGAGUCAGCUUUGAUGUGUAAGAAGCUGACAAAGUUAGCCAAAGAGAACGACAGCAUGAAGGAGGAGUUGGUGAAAUACAGGUCCCUGUAUGGGGACCUCGACAGCUCUUUGUCCAUCGAGGAACUGGCUGACUCUCCUCAUUCAAGAGAGGCAGAGCUAAAAGUUCAUCUGAAGCUUGUAGAGGAAGAAGCCAACAUCUUGAGUCGGAGGAUAGUUGAGCUUGAGGUUGAAAACCGAGGGUUGAGGGCAGAGAUGGAUGACAUGAAGGGACAAGGAGACAAAGAGCUGAUGGGGCAAGACAUCCGGUAUGCUUUCUCCUCCACAAACUGUGGGGACUCUGGGGAGAACCUUGUGGAGCUGAGGCGACACCUGCAGUUUGUGGAGGAGGAGGCAGAGCUUUUGCGGAGGUCAUUGAUGGAGCUAGAGGAUCAAAACAAGCUCCUCAUGAAUGAGCUGAACAAGUACAAAUCAGACCAUGACUUGGACAUCACCCUGUCAGAGGACAGCUGCUCAGUGAUCAGUGAGCCAUCCCAAGAGGAGCUGGCCACAGCCAAGGUUCAGAUCAGUGAACUCAGUGGCAAAGUGAAGAAGCUUCAAUAUGAGAACCGAGUGCUGCUGUCCAACCUGCAGCGCUGUGACCUGGCGUCCUGCCAGACAAUGAGGUUGAUGAUGGAGACUGACGCUGAGGCUGGUGACUCUGCACAGUGUGUCCCAACCCCUCUCUGGAGAGAGGUGCCUAUUGGAGGAGAGAAUGAUUGUAAGGACCACCAGGAGAGAGUGCCUGGCAGUGGGACUGGGAAGUCUCAGGACAACAGCCCCACUAAGCUCUUUAAAUCCAAGGGCUUUGAGACUCUCCUUGGUGUUCGGGAUCAGGCUGUGCUUGUCAGCAAAGCAAUUGAUGUCCUGAUUUCAGAUGCUAAUGGCUUCACCUCCAGUCUCAAAGUGUGUCUGGACAACGACUGUGCAGAGCUGGUGCUAAAUGAGGCAAUGGAUAACAACAGCGAAAGUAUGAAUGACUCCAAGCUAAUUAAUGUGCUGUUCAUGAGGCUCAGUGUCCUGCAGCAAGAGCUGAACUCCUUCAUGAGGAAAGUGGAUCAUGUUGGGGACUGCCUGAAGGAACAGGCAGAGUCUUUCUCCUUUCUACCCAGCUCCGGCUCUCAGGACUCCACCAAAGAAGCUUUGUGGAAAGAGCACAGCUCCAACUUCCAGCAGCCUGACUUUAGGGAGCCCCCGGAGUGGGAUGGAGGGGGGAGUCGGCACUCCGACCAUUACCGCAGCAGCAACACCAAGGAUCUGGACCCCGACAUAGAACACCCCCAGAACUACAAACCGUACAGACCAGAUGAGAGUGAAUCCUACAUGACAGAGAUCAAGGAACUUCAGCUAGUGCUGUCUGAAGCCAAUGAGAGCCUGCAAGGCCUUCAGGAGCAGCUCUCCCAGGAACGGCAACUAAGGAAGGAUGAAGUGGAAAACUUCUCUCAGAAGAUCUGCCAGCUAAAAGAAGACCACCAGAAGGCUCUCCUGAGGCGAGAGUUUGAGUUGCAGAGCCUGAACCUCCAGAGGCGCUUGGAGCAGAAAUUCUGGAGCCAGGAGAAGAACCUCCUGGUGCAGGAGUCCCAGCAGUUCAAACAGAACUUCCUGCUGCUCUUCAUGAAGCUGAAGUGGUUCCUCAAGCGCUGGAGACAAGGAAAGAUCCUGCACAGUGAGGGUGAUAACUUCUUAGAGGUGAACAGCAUGAAGGAGUUGUACCUGCUGAUUGAGGAAGAGGAGCUCACUCCACAGCAGCAAGCAGAUAACAAGGUGUUUGCUGGAGAUGCCUGGACUCUGAACACGCCCAAUGAAUACAUCAAGACCUUGGGAGACAUGAAGGUGAUCCUGAAGGAGCUGUGCACGGAGCUGCGCGAAGAGAGGCAGGGCAUGAACGAGCUGCAGCAGCAGUUUGCUAAGGCAAAGGCUGCCUGGGAGAUGGAGCGAACCGAGCUCAAGUGCCACAUCACCCAACUGGAGUCCAAGGCAGGGAAAGGUGUCCCUGAGAGGACACUCCCUGACUGGAAAGUGGCCCUGAAAAGGGAGCGAGAAGAACAUCAACACCUCCUGGCUGAGUCCUACAGUGCUGUCAUGGACCUGACCAAACAGUUGCAAAUCAGUGAGAAGAACUGGAAUCAGGAGAAACUGGAGCUACUGGGCCGGUUCAAGGAUGAGCAGCAGCAGGCAGAGCAGCAAGUGAAGGAGCUGCAGAAUAAAAUCAACCAGCUGCAGAAGGGAGCUGACCGGUGGGCUCUGAAACACUCUGAAAUGGAGAAGCACAGCAGCAACUGGAAAGAGGCUCUUAAUGAAAAAAUCACUGACAAAGAGAACAUUUCCGAAAUGGAUGCCAAAGGAACCAACUUAAAAAGGACAAAAUCUGUUUCCUCUAUGUCAGAGUUUGAAAGCCUGCUUGACUGUUCUCCCUACCUUCCUGGCAAGACCACCCCUGUGAUUUCUGACCACACUCGAGGCAAGAAGGUGUCUCCAGCUGCACAGCUCAUGCCUAAUGGCAUAGCAGAUACCACAGGAGUUAAAGCCAAAAAAUGUACAUAUGUGAAUACUGAGCAAUCCAACCCCGAUAGCCUGGUGAAAGACAAGUGGAGCAUCUCCUCAUGGGACUACUCCCAGGCAAACAACCUCUCUGGGCAAGAUCCAGCCCAAAAACAGAUGCAGAGAAGCUACACAGCGCCAGACAAGACUGGGAUCCGCAUCUAUUACAGCCCUCCUGUUGUUCGAAGGCUAGAAGCACCACUAGUCCAAAACAAAGAGGGGAAGAUCAUGAUUGAGCCUGGCUUCCUGUUUACAAUGGCCAAGCCCAAGGAGCUGGAAGAAUCGGACAGCUCUGACAACAUGUACAGUAGCUGGCUGUGUAACUUCUCCAAGCAGCACCGUGAGCUGCUGGACAGCACCCCUGUUGAGAACACUGUGCCCCCAGUGCCCCGGUUCCCAUCCUCCCUGCAUGAUUUGGAGAUAUCUGGCAACAUGAGCGAUGACAUGAAGGAAAUCACCAACUGUGUCCGGCAGGCCAUUCGCUCCAGUUCACUGGAGAGAAAGGUGAAGAGUACCUCCAGCCAAACGGUGGGCCUGACGACCACUGGGACCCAGACCAUUCAGACAGUGAGUGUUGGUCUGCAGACAGACAUGUCCAGGGGCAGCAUCCACAGCAAGAGCUGGUCCCCACGCAGCUCCUCCCUAAUGUCUGUGCGCAGUAAACAGAUCUCUUCAUCUUUGGACAAAGUCCACUCCAGGAUCGAGCGUCCCUGUUGCUCCCCCAAGUAUGGCUCCCCAAAGCUGCAGAGAAGGUCUUCCUCUAAACUUGACAGUACCAAGGACAGAAGCCUGUGGAACCUUCAUCAGAGUAAGCAAAAUGGGUCAGCCUGGGCUAGAUCCACAACCACUAGAGACAGCCCAGUCCUCAGUAACAUCAAUGAUGGCCUGUCCAGCUUGUUCAGUGUUGUGGAGCAUGCUGGAAGUACAGAAUCCAUCUGGAAAACAGGGUGCCCAGAGAACAAAGCAAAGCCAGAAGCCCCCAGAUACGGUAUAGUGCAGGAGUUCUUCAGGAAUGUAUGUGGCAGGGUGCAGAGCCCCACAACUGCCACUGAGAAGAAGGAAGCAGCAGGGGAUGAUGGCAACAGAAAACUGGACCACUCUUUUCCAGCCACGUACCACCAAUCUGAAAAUGUUUCCAGGCUCCUAAAUAAGAAAACUCUGAAGCAAAGCAGUAGCGAUGAACUGAAGCCACCUUCCCCAGGCCAAGGAGGCAAAGACGGGGGCUGCAGGGAUCUGGACAUCAUUUCUGCUAUAGUCAGUGAGGACACAGCAUGUGACUGCAGCUCCCAGUCCCUCACUUCUUGCUUUGCCCGGCCAUCCCGCUCCACUGUUCGUCACUCCCCUUCCAAGUGCAAACUGCAUCCUUCAGAGUCCAGCCGAGCAGAAGAGAAGGCAGGGCCCCUGAGUGAGUGAGGACAGUGGGGCUGUGCAGUAUGUCUGCUUUCAACUGUCCUGAUGAAAGAGCGCGCUUCCUGACUCUGCCAGCUCCUCUGCAGCCAGUGGGACUGAUUGUACCCUGGGAAAGCUGAGCAGGGGGCCCAGGGGCCCCUCUCUGAGACACAGGCACAGAUCCAUCUGUCUCCUAACUGUCCCCUAAUCAAGGGGAUGCUUAAGAAGCAGAUGCUGCACUAGAGUGAGGAGGAUGAGGCUCCCAGCAAUACGUGUGGACUUGUUCCAGGGGACUGCAGGGAAGCCCCGCUGGGGUGGGUGGCUCCUUUCAUUGAGGAAGUAACCUGCAAACAUCAUGGCUCCUGCCAGUAGGAGGACAGUCUCCAGGAGAGAGAGGAGCCCCCAGAGCCUGAUGUGGAAUCACUGUGCCAUCUCCAUAGCCCUUCAGGCUCCUCAGAGACUUGCUCCCUGAGGGUCCCCACUUUGGGCCAAUGCAGCUCCUUCCCUGGCAGUGGUCUGUUGCCUUGAGAGGAAGAAUGAAGAGAUGGGCCUCACCUGAUCUGGGCUGUUGGCUCAGACAGCUGCAGUCCUGCAAUGGCCUCUGCAAAGACCCUCUGGCGCCAGGGACUUCUGGGAUCUAUGCUGCUGCCGUUUUUGCUCAUACCAGUCCUGGAGAGGGGUUGCUGCUGGGAGAGCAGAUUGGUCAGCACCCAGAGACAGUGCCACAGUAAUGCUGAUGAUGCUGUUCACAGACAGGGCUGUGGGGAGGGUGGGGGGAACUGUGGGCUCACGGUAUAAAGCCUAUUGAAGCUGUUGUCUGUGUCAUCUCCCAUCCCAGUGCAACUGAAACAGGCACUCAGGGAGCUCUGUCUUCAGAGAGUGCCCCCUUCAGAGAGUCUGUCACCGGCACCCCCCUUAACAGACACCUGCAGACAGUGCCACAUCCUCCUUUCCUGCUGCAUGCGGGGACUGCUUAGCACAUCCCAGCUGGAUUUGGAUUGCAGCUCUGUUGCAUGACCCUUUGCAGCAGGUGCCUGCUCCUGUGCUGGAAAGCUGCAGAGAGAGGAGGAUCCCAGGGUUCAUGGAGAGGGCAUGUUCAGGUCCUUGUCACCAAAACAAUACUGGAUUCCUUCUCCCUCCCCUACCCCAUGGAACAGAAAGGCUGCUACACAAAACAGCAGCCAGCUCUGCCCCCCUGGGGUGCUCCAAGUGAAAGCUCUUGGGCUUACCAACAGAGUGCAAAUCUGCAUCAGGACUGCAGCUGCUGCCUUGGCCUCUGGCCACCUUUGGGGAUUUUGGCUGCAGAAGCUCUGCAACCACCUGACUUCUGAAAGCCUGACCCCAAGAUAUGCAACUAAAUGCAGGGGGGAGAGAAGCUGGGCCAAUCAGAAGAUGGACAUCUAGGCAGCCGUAAAUACAGAGCUUGGGUAGCCUUCUUUAUACUGUACUUGAAGUGCUAGGUACAAGGUGUUGACAUGCUGGCACUUGGAUGAGCUAUGAAUAUCUUUUGGGCUCCUUUCUCUCCCUGCCAUGCCUUCGGUGAGGCAGUGCUGCACCCCACCAUUGUUUCAAUUUCAGAGGGGUUUUACUUAGUGCUACUCCAACAGCUGUUCAUGCGAAUAACAGCUCCUGAAAGGUUCCAGUUCCUGUCAGAGGUGUUCAGCUCCCCAGGACAGUUGCCUUGGCUGUGCUCCAGGAGACUCUUUUAGUUUCUAAUUUAUCACUGAUACUUAUUGGUACGCUGUUCACGAUGCAAUUUGUAGAGGUCUUAAGGGGUCACUUAUUAGUGUGCUUGGCCUGUUCUUAGCCUGCAGCUUGUUAUUUUUGUGUCCAAAAAAGGCAGGAAUGUUUGAUCUGACAUGCUGGGAGCAAGUGUGUGCAUGAUGUGUCACUAAAGGGGCAGAUGCUUUUGGUGCCACAGCCAGAACUCAGUCAGGCAUUCCCUGAACAGUAUGGGUGCCUAGAUGUAAUUCAAGUUGAAGCAACUGCUGAAGGACCCAUACUUCUGCCCAGCAGGUACUGAGCACAGCACACACUUCUCCCCCAUGGGCUCUUUCACUCAUUUCCUGAUCAGCACCUCCUUUGUCUGUAAAGCUGGCUGUACUCUUGACCACAUCCCCCCCCUUGUGGGGGCUGGGUUUACUCCACUUGCCUAUUGCCUUCUGGUCCCUAAUGCUGAUCAGAUACCACAGUGGUGAGUGGGGGUAUUAAGAUUUAGGGUGGUAGUUAUAGACCAGGGGGGCUAGUCCAGACAGAGGGAAUCCAUUGGCUUUGUGCCAGUGCAGUUACUACACAAGGGUCACUGGGUAGUGCCUUGGUGUAAUCAACCCUGGCCUUGAGCUAAGCAUGUAGUGAGCACAGUCACUAUGGGAGCCAUCAGCCUGACAGAUGGCUCAGUGGUAUCUGUCCAGCUAUCAGCCUGACCACUGUGGCCUGUGCUAACAGGGGUCAAGCACCAAGUCUGUUCUUAAGCUCCUGGCCAAGCAGCUCCUGAUUUUGCUGCACUUAAUGUGGUACCAAGUUAAGCUCACUGCAAGGCUGUGGCUUGGGGAGCACUCAAGCCACACCCCGUUAGCAAGCUGUAAUUUAAAAUCCCAAAGCCUUAUAGGUGGCGGUAAUGGCAGGUGCUGUGCCAGGCCUAGGCUCAUUUGUCACCGGGGGCAGUGAAAGCAAAUGGGUCACAGCACAGAGAACUACAGGGAGCUUCUCUCUGCCUAUCCCUCUCUGAGAGCUCCAGAACCAGUAGCAUUUUACACCCACUUUGCACAGGUUUGAGUGAGUCCCUGAAGGAUGAGUCAGGGAUAAUCUAGACUUGUUUGAUGCUCUCACCAGCCUUCACUAGGCAUGUCUGUCCCCUGGGCAGAGGCAGGGUUUCACCACAGAGCUGUUCCCACCCUCCCUGGCAGACUGGUAUCAGCCUGUGAAGAUCCCAGUGAUUCUGGAGAAGCACUUUCUGGUCAUGGAAGGAGGCUGCAGCUCAACUAUUCACUUCUUGCACAACAGGCUGCCUUGCUGGGUGCAGGUAAGGGAAACAGAAGAAGCCUUUCCAUUUCCCUUCCACCUCAGCACCAGCAGUCACAGUGCCACUAGCAUGCCAUGAAGCCCAGACCUGCCAGCCUGCCUCCCUAUGCUGUUUAAUAUUGCAGCGGAGUCCAUCUCCAGGUAUCUUUAACUGCUGCUCCUUGAUUGGGACAUUCCAAGCUGCAGCCUCCAUGUACAACAUGCUAGUGCUGGAGAUACCCACUGUAAGAUAGGGCUGGGCUGUUCCUCAGUGCUCCAGUACCAGUGAUGUACCACAGGCAAAGCUCCUUGUCACCUUAAUUCAGAUGUGUGGUGCUCAUAAGUCAGCUCCUGAAUUCUGACCAUGUGAGCAUCUAAGGAAAGCUGCCAAAUUUAUCACCCCAUUCCCCCAGCAUUACAAAGCUAUUCUGGUAAAAACACACAAACAAGUCACUGAGGUGUGCAGCAGCUACAGCAGUGGGGGCCAACCAUGGCAGGCAUGCUGCAAACUAGCCUGGCACUUACCCAAAUGCCACUCUGAUCCCCUCCCUCUGCCUGAUGUGUUGCUCUUCUUUCUGCUCUCUGCUCUGUGCUUCAUGCCUGCUUUGCUUUUUGCUCCAUGCCUUAUCUGCUGUUGUGCUGCUGGCCCCUUCCCCAGUCUGCUGCAUGUCACACACAAGCUACCCAUGUCACUUGUGGCACACAUGCCACAGGUUGGCAUCCCCUGAGCUAGAACAUGAAUUUAUAGCACAUCAGCUAUGCCAUAGUAACUGCCUGGCAGUAAUUGUGAGGUAGCUGACACCAGCACACACUAAGAUCAUAGCCUCAUAGUGACUUGUGCAUAUGACCACACCCUUAUUUAAAAUGAAUGUGGAGAGAUGGCUUUCAACAAACCCUGUUUGCUGGCAACCUCUCUUCAAACAAAUAUAUAGGCAAGUUAAAAUUUCUCCACAGGGACACUUCUGAUACCCUUUAGCUCCCCCAUGGCAUGUCCCAGCCUUUUCCCUGAAUUCAGUCUGCUGAGGUUAGGAAAGCCCAGUAGAUAUCCCUGGGCAUGUGGUUCUGGCUGACAGAGGAAUUGGCCGAGAGAGAGAGAUGCCCUUUUUCCUGGCAGUGCUUAGACUAGCCCAAGCCCUACUCAGCUGGACAUGUGAAGACAGCUGACUUAAUCAGACUUGAAUUCCAGGUGUUUUGCUGUACUGGGACCCUACUUUCCCUCCAGCCCCCAUUACCUUUCCUUUAAUGAGCACCAGCCUCCACUCUUUUGUCUCUGAAGUCUGUUUCUUGUUCAUUUUAUCAGCACAGUUCUUGGCACAGUCUGUUAAUUUUGGCUUUCCACCAAGGUUGCAGGGAACGUAGAGGGAGACACUGCAUAUGGGGUGAAUUGUUAUGAUAUGAAUGUAAGCAGUACGUUCAUAGAGGAUGGGGCUGGGCUCGAUGUGUGGCUGCUGCUGCCUCAUCCUCUGCAAGUGGCGCUGGGCUCGGCACUUAGCUGGUGUGGCUCCAUCGUCUGUGAGCAGCGCUGGCAUGGCCCAGGCAGCACCGCUUGCAGGAGAUGGGACUGUGCCACCUGAGCGGUGAGCCCAACCCGGUGCCUGAUUUUUUUUUUUUUGAUGUGGCACAGUGUAUAAGUAGAAAUUGAUUUUUAAGACCCAAAAAUUGGGCUUCAAAACCUGACUUAAACACCAUGUAAUAUGGUACUUGCUUAUUAAAGUGUCUUAAGGAUAUCCCUUAUUUUUUGGUUUGCCCUGAGGGCCUGUGCUAAACAUGAGGUGGGGUGGGGGCAAAUCACUCUGAGUUUUUUAAGAUGAAGGACUUUAAAAAAAAUAAUGCAAUUAGCUAAUUUGGGGAGAUGGAUGCUAAAAUAAAAACACCAAUUGGAUUAAGAGAUUGCAGGUUCUGAGGGCUGACACUUAAAUCCUGCAGCCUGCUAGUGAGCAGAAUUUGGAAAUGGAGGGGGAGGAGAUGGCAGGAUAGAAAGCAAGAUGUCCAUGGUAGUUCAGAGAUCCACCUCAGCCCAGGAGAGCUUUAGCACAUUAUUAAGUCACACUGCUAAUGCUGACAGAUUUCUCAUUCUAAAAAUACAACACCAGCUGCCUUAUGUGCUAAUGAAGCCCAAUUACCUGUCUGCUGCCUUCUAGGGCACUUUCUUCAAUGUGCACUGCUUGGAAAAAGGGUAGAAACCAUCUUCUGUUGCCAGGUAGAGAUUAUUGGAUUUAAUGCAAAGAGUAGAUUAGUAGUUGUAGGAGGUGGAGACCAAACCUGUGGAAAUGACCCCACUCAGAACCUGCAUCCUCAUGUGUUACAGCCCCACACUCUAGGGGCUGGAGAGCAAUUAUCAGUAGAUGUCUUCAACUGCCUACUCCCAUGGGGUGUGAAUUGUUCCCCUGCUUGCUACUCCACAUGGUUCUGUUCACUGAGAGUCCUUGUACAUGAAGCUGCUACCCCUUCUCCCUCCUGGCUUUGCUGCAACCACAGGCAGGCAGGGUGCAUGCUACACCAUAGCCAUGUCUUGUCCUCCGGCAACGUGUGUGUUACUGUGUGCCUCCCUUACCAUUAGAAUACACAAAAGAUUCAGUGUGGUUUCUACUUGAGUGAUUCCUGCUGUCGCCUUCUGUUGACAUAUCCAGAGAGUGUCUGGGCAUGUCCUCACCGGAGGAGCAGAACACAAAGUAGGCAGCUUAUUGUUCACCCUACUCAGUAAGCCAAAACUGUUGGAGCCCAGUUUUCAUGUGACCCUUGCUAAUUUUUGCAUGUGUUUGUAGAGCUUGGGGUUGGAGUCCCUCCAGGAGGGGCUGGGACAGUGUUAUUAAUGUGGUUGGUAACUCAUGUUGUAAAUACUUUCGUUUGGGAAAACUUUUAGCAUUUUCAUUGAUGACUAGAUUUUUUUUAAAAAAGCCUCUACUUUUUGGAAUGUGGUUUUUCAUUUUUACAAUGCCUUUGAAUUGUAAUAUUUGUAUGUUCUGUCUUAUGCUGUAAAUAACAGUGCCAGGUGUUUCUGCUAUGGGGGAAUUAAGGACUAGUUCUGUGGCUAGGAUACAGCUUUAGCUCAAACAUGCUUCAAGGUACAAUGCCUUGCCUCGGCAAAGUCAGUUGAAGGAUGCAAGGAAGUACCUGGGCAGCUCUGAGCUGUGGGGGUUGUAAUGUGCAGCCUUUCACAGAAUUACUUCUUGCUGUGAAGCAGAGGAAACAGUCUCCAAAAGUUCUGAGCGUCACUCAGCUGGGGACCUCGGGGGCCACCCCAUUCUGAAAAUUGUUUGACAUCUGGCUACCACCUCUUCCUAUACCUUUGGUUACAUCUGCUAUGUCCUGUUUCCCAGGACAGAAGGGUCUGUGUGUCUGUAGUAGAAAGCUAUGAUUUCACUGAAUUCCCAUUCUUCUCACUUGAUUAUGUUUCCUCCCUGUGCUUGUGUAUGUGAGAGGAGAGCUGCCCUCUGGGAACUGCUGUCCUUACAGCCCUUCCAUGUGGGACUAAUGAGCUGGCUCACAGAGGGCAGAGCUCUGUCUCUGCUUCACCCACAGCAUUGCAGCCUUUUCCCUGGUCACCCUCAUGGCAGCACUAGUGUCUGUGAUCACUCAGCCCCAUGCAAAAUGUCUGCUUUUGUGGGAAGCUCAGGGCCAGGGAAAGGAAUGGGAGUGCUCUAGCCAAAGAUCUGUUGGCUGCUGCCUACUGUUCCCUGUAUCUUCUCUCAAUGGCCCUCAGGUUUCCAAGGUUGGGUUCUUUGCUCUCCCCUUCCUCUAGCGUAGCCCCAUGUUCACAUGAAGAACAGUUCUUCUGCUUCUGAUGGCGGGGCUUUCUAAUUUGCUCCAUACUUCAUCUGUAUCAUGUGCCUCCUUGUUGUAUUUUAGAAAAUAAAGGGACUAUGAACCCUCAACUCAA